This is a messenger RNA of Cornus florida, 915 nucleotides long. RefSeq lists its product as uncharacterized. The transcript is spliced from 3 exons. Lineage: Eukaryota; Viridiplantae; Streptophyta; Magnoliopsida; Cornales; Cornaceae. The record is from RefSeq and is a predicted model, not a curated record. Bases 1 to 915 code for a protein of 304 amino acids.
AUGUUCACUUCACAAGAAUGGACUUCCAGUAAAUGGGCGAAAGAGAUACAAGGGAAAAAUGUAGCACAUAUUGUGUUGAUGCUUUCAUUUUGGACAAACAUUGUGUACUCUCUCAAAGUAGCAAGCCCUCUUAUUCGUGUACUUAAGUUGGUUGAUGGUGAGAAAAGGCCUCCAAUGGGAUAUAUUUAUGAGGCUAUGGAAAGGGCUAAAGAAGCGAUAGCUAAAGCUUUUGGUGGGAAUGAGGAGAAGUAUAAGGACAUCUUUGAGAUCAUUGAUAGAAGUAAUCCAAAUAUUGAGCAAGAUGAAGAGGUGAUGGGUGGUUUAUAUCAAUGCAUAGAAAGAUUGGUUCCAACCACUGAAGUGCAAGAUAAAAUUUCUUUGGAGUUGAGUAGAUACAUGAAAGCUGAUGGUCUAUUUGGCUCAUUAAUUGCUGUUGACAAAGAAAGUCAAGGGCACCAGCUUCAUAGCAAGAAGAGGAACCGACUAACUCAAUGUCGAUUGAAUGAUUUGGUUUUCAUCAAGUAUAAUAGAGCACUAAAACGACGAUAUGAUAUGCGUGAUAGGAUCGAUCCCAUCCUUUUAAAUGAUAUAGAUGAUAGCAAUGAGUGGUUGGUUGGAAUAAUGGAUGAAGAUGUAGAUGCCGAAAAUGAGUUGGUGUUUGAAGAUGACUGUUGGACAUGGGGUGCAGUUGCUAGAGCUACCGGGGCUGGAUUGUCCAGCCAUAAUUUAAUAUCAAGAUCAGCUCCAAGGGCAACAAAGAGGACAACACCUUCAUGCUUGUCUUCACUACGAAUUAUAGAUGAUGGCGAGGCAAACUCUGAGGACACAGAAGAGGAAGAAGAUGCUGAGGGUUACAAAUCUUUUGAUGGGGACGAUGAUGAGACUAUGUUGUUUGGUGAAGAGGAUGAUAUUUAG